This is a messenger RNA of Physeter macrocephalus (sperm whale), 2776 nucleotides long. It is a transcript of the gene SRSF11, whose product is annotated as serine and arginine rich splicing factor 11. The record is from RefSeq and is a predicted model, not a curated record. Gene Ontology annotation, biological process: RNA splicing. Bases 102 to 1571 code for a protein of 489 amino acids. Gene Ontology annotation, molecular function: RNA binding. The transcript is spliced from 13 exons. Lineage: Eukaryota; Metazoa; Chordata; Mammalia; Artiodactyla; Physeteridae. Gene Ontology annotation, cellular component: nucleoplasm.
CAGCGUCUGGGGCAGGAGGACCGAGGGGCCCUUCCCGUUGCCGGUGCCGGCCUUGUGUCUUGGAAAUUACUUCGCUCAAGAGCGAGUACGCGAGCAGCGCCAUGAGCAACACUACCAUCGUCCCCAGCACUGCGGGCCCGGGCCCCAGCGGCGGGCCGGGGGGCGGCGGCGGCGGCGGAGGCGGCGGCACCGAGGUAAUCCAGGUGACUAAUGUCUCCCCGAGCGCUAGCUCUGAGCAGAUGCGGACCCUCUUCGGUUUCCUAGGGAAGAUCGACGAACUGCGCCUCUUCCCGCCUGAUGAUUCGCCUUUGCCAGUCUCAUCCCGAGUCUGCUUUGUUAAGUUCCAUGAUCCGGACUCAGCAGUUGUGGCACAGCAUCUGACAAACACUGUAUUCGUUGACAGAGCUUUGAUAGUCGUACCAUAUGCAGAAGGAGUUAUUCCUGAUGAGACUAAGGCUUUGUCUCUGUUGGCACCAGCUAAUGCAGUGGCAGGUCUUCUGCCUGGUGGUGGACUCCUGCCUACUCCUAACCCACUUACCCAGAUUGGCGCUGUUCCAUUGGCUGCUUUGGGAGCUCCUACUCUUGAUCCUGCCCUUGCUGCACUUGGGCUUCCUGGAGCAAACUUGAACUCUCAGUCUCUUGCUGCAGAUCAGUUGCUGAAACUUAUGAGUACUGUUGAUCCCAAGUUGAAUCAUGUAGCUGCUGGUCUUGUUUCACCAAGUCUGAAAUCAGAUACCUCUAGUAAAGAAAUAGAGGAAGCCAUGAAGAGAGUACGAGAAGCACAGUCCCUAAUUUCUGCUGCUAUAGAACCAGAUAAGAAAGAAGAAAAACGAAGGCACUCGAGGUCAAGAUCACGUUCUAGGAGGAGGAGGACUCCCUCAUCUUCUAGGCACAGGCGGUCAAGAAGCAGAUCAAGAAGGCGAUCACAUUCUAAGUCAAGGAGUAGACGACGAUCCAAAAGUCCAAGACGGAGAAGAUCUCAUUCCAGAGAGCGGGGUAGAAGGUCAAGGAGCACAUCAAAAAACAGAGACAAAAAGAAAGAAGACAAAGAAAAGAAACGUUCCAAAACACCACCAAAAAGUUACAGCACAGCCAGACGUUCCAGAAGUGCAAGCAGUUUGCACAUUUGUGGUUCUAGAGAGAGACGACGACGAAGAAGCAGAAGUGGCACAAGAUCUCCUAAAAAGCCUAGGUCUCCCAAAAGAAAAUUGUCUCGCUCACCAUCCCCUAGGAGACAUAAAAAGGAGAAGAAGAAAGAUAAAGACAAAGAAAGAAGCAGAGAUGAAAGAGAACGAUCCACAAGCAAGAAGAAGAAAAGUAAAGAUAAGGAAAAGGAACGGGAAAGAAAAUCAGAGAGUGAUAAAGAUGUAAAACAGGUUACACGGGACUAUGAUGAAGAGGAGCAGGGUUAUGACAGCGAGAAAGAAAAGAAAGAGGAGAAGAAACUGACAGAGCCAGCUUCUCCUAAAGCAAAAGAAUGUUCUGUGGAAAAGGGAACUGGUGAUUCACUAAGAGAAUCGAAAGUGAAUGGCGAUGAUCAUCAUGAAGAAGACAUGGAUAUGAGUGACUGAAUAUUGCCUCUGUGGGAAUCCACCUGUAUACGUGCAUCAGUGUCAUUCCUGUGUGAUUUCUUAAUGCUGUAUUUGUUCAUCUCAAAUCUAGAUGUAUACAGCUCUGAGUCAUAAAUGGUUAUAAAGCUCUUGAUGUUGAUAUUAGUUAUUUACAUCCAAAAGCUUUUAGAAAAAUGAUACAUGGGUAACCAGUUCUUGACAGGUUGAAAUCUGAUUGAGUUAAACAAGCAGUUUUACUAUUCUGGUGCUGCUUCAUAACAAAAAUGAAAAGCUGCAUGCAUCUACAGCAGGCAUGGAUUGUUUAUGUUGUAUGAUCUCCUUUAUUAAGUUCACUUAUAGUAUUUCUAGAGUUUGAUUCAUUGCCGUAAUAGAGCCAUGUAGGGAAUGCACUGAUUGCAUGUUAAUUGUGGCAGGAAUAUCCUAAAUGUCAUUCAAAUCCUCCAACAUGAUGGAUCUACUUAUGGUCUUGUUUGUUGACAUGACAAAUUAACAUUCUUAUAGUUACAACUGGAAAUGAGCAUUUGAAACAGAUAAUCCUUUAAGCCUUGUGGCUAAAAUUUUGUGGCUUUUGUUUAACUUUGAAAGGUUAUAUAUGCACUAACCUUUUUUGAUGGCUAUAAUUAGACUUUAAUUACAGAAACAAGAUUUCAAAUGAAACUGUCUUUGGCAGUAAGUAAAUAGCAUAUUUUGAAGUAGAGUUGUAUACUUUUUCAUAAGGUGUUUGGGAAUUUUUUUUCCUAAAAUAAUUUAUUGAACAUCUACAUCAGUGAAAGUUAUCUGCCUAUCCUGAAGUCCAUCUGUAAAAGAAAGUUAUCUCUUGUCCUGAUUUUCAAUUGUCCACUCUUUUAUUAAUUUGUUUUAAUCUCAUUGUUGGAAAAGGGGGAUAGUGCAUUUUAAAUUGACCUUCAUAUGCUUUUAAAAAUAAGACAAAUCUACUUGAUAAUGUACUUUUUAUUUGAUCUCAAGUUGUAUAAAACCAAUAAAUUUUGUGUUACUGUUACUGCAGUAGUAAUCUUAUGCACACAGUGAUUCCAUGUUAAAUGCAAAGUAGUUAGGCAACUGUUUUCUUACAGGAGUUUCCAAGCUUCACUUUUGUGCAGUAAAAACAAAAGUAGGCUACAGUCUGUGCCAUGUUGAUGUACAGUUUCUGAAAUUGUUUUACAAGACUUUGAUAAUAAAACCCUUAAACUUAUGUUUAUGUUCCU